GCCCCCCGCCAGCGCCGCAAUCCCGCCACUGUAUUGUCCUCCUCGGCACCGAGCGAUCUGAUCCGCCGAACCAGAAAGACACCCGAUGGGGGAGAGAAGCAAAGUGGAAAAAAACCGACGUCCCUGCUCUCCAGAAGGGAGACCCCGGCGGCGCCGCCGAGCCCCGAGCCCUCCGCGGCCGCCCGGCGCGAGCUCCCGGGCGGGGCGCUGUCCAGCGCUCACAGAGUUAAAGGCAUCAUCGCAGCCAUUAGAGGGAAAAGUUGCGGCGCCGCGAGCCCAGCGAAGUCCUCAGCCCGCCCCACUUGCCCACUCCCCACUUCCCGAGCCGGCUCCGUGUUUAGGGAGGGCAGUGAUCACGCAAGCCGGAGCGGCGGGCUGACGUUGGACGAGCUGCCAGGUAGCUGGAAGCAGGCAACCAGGCAGCCGAGACACUUCCCAGCGAUUCCAGCCUGGGCUCCGCAGGAAGCCUCGCUGAAUCCCAGCCAGCUGGUUCUAACCUUCCAGAAUCGCAAUCCCUUCUCCCCACAGCCAGCCCUCGCCGAGCAAGCAGCAGGAUGUUUGCAGUGUCGCGCCCAGGGCUCUGAGACUGAGCCUGCCAUCCACUCGCACGCCUUUCUUUCAGGGCUUUUCGGCUGUUGGCAACACCGAUGUGACCCCCCCUCCCUUUUUGGAAUGAUGGGGAUCUUUUUGGUGUAUGUUGGAUUUGUUUUCUUUUCCGUUUUGUAUGUACAACAAGGGCUUUCUUCUCAAGCAAAAUUUACCGAGUUUCCGCGGAACGUGACGGCGACCGAGGGGCAGAAUGUGGAGAUGUCCUGCGCCUUCCAGAGCGGCUCCGCCUCGGUGUAUCUGGAGAUCCAAUGGUGGUUCCUGCGGGGGCCGGAGGACCUGGAGCCCGGAGCCGAGGGGGCCGGCGCGCAGGUGGAGCUCUUGCCCGACAGAGACCCGGACAGCGACGGGACCAAGAUCAGCACAGUGAAAGUCCAAGGCAAUGACAUCUCCCACAAGCUUCAGAUUUCCAAAGUGAGGAAAAAGGAUGAAGGCUUAUACGAGUGCAGGGUGACUGAUGCCAACUACGGGGAGCUUCAGGAACACAAGGCCCAGGCCUAUCUGAAAGUCAAUGCCAACAGCCAUGCCCGCAGAAUGCAGGCCUUCGAAGCCUCGCCCAUGUGGCUGCAGGAUAUGAAGCCCCGCAAGAACGUCUCCGCAGCCGUCCCCAGCAGCAUCCAUGGCUCUGCCAACCAACCAACGCACUCCACCUCCAGCCCUCAAGCGGUAGCCAAAAUCCCCAAACAAAGUCCACAAUCAGCAAAGAGCAAAUCGCCUGUAAAAUCUACGGAGCGGACAGCAAAGUUGACCCUAAACUCCAAGCACCACCCUGCACCCACUGUACUCUAAUUCACUAUACAAGGAGCGCCUGCUUCCGGAAGCAUAAAUGAAGAGGCUAUCACAUGCUUUGUUGAUCAUAUUUUCUUUGGCAAAACACUGAUCUUUUAUUUUAAAAGAAUUAGUGUGAAGUGAUAGAACGUUUUCUAAUAGCAAGAUCUAUUUUUUUCCCUUUUCUUUCGGGGACUAAAAUCAUCUCACUGACUGCUCAAGGGUUGGCCUGAAUGUCAUCAGGAUAGGGAAUAUUUACUAUGGAUACCACUAAUUUCCUACUAAAGGACCCAGCAUCUUCAGGAAGCAAACAGAGAUCAAAAGGCUACAGAACAGAAGCUAUCAUCAGACAAAACCCCCUUUUUAGGGCAAGAACAAAACUAUCAACACUGCAAGUCAACAAGGAGGACAUUACUCUAAAUAAGGAAUAACAUGAGAAAGAAUUUUUUUUUUAUUUUCCCCUUUUUUCUUGGAUUUUUCUUCUUUUUCUUGAUUAUAGUUCUUGUUCAAUGGUGGCAAGUGCUGGUUAUGGCCAAUCUCCGUCAAUCCUAGGAGGUUUAUAGAACUACAUUUUGAGUGUUCUAUAUUUCAAUGUAUUUUAAUUCAUUUUGCAAUUCCUGUAUAUGCAAACCUGACAAAUUCUGUAAAUUGCUUAUAGUAUGUGUGCUAUAACUUCAAAGUAGAUGUACUGCGACCCUCAUGCAAGCUGAUUUUUAUCAUUAUAUAUAUAAAUAUAUACUUAAGAAUAUCUAUGUGUUGGGCCACUGACCAACUUUUUUUGACCAAGCAUUUGUUUUUCGUUGAUAAUUCAUACACUGCGUGAAUUUUGUAAUUCAUUGUUCCACAGGUUUGACAGCUGCAGAUGGUCUCUCUUGUCCUCUGCUUCAUUCUGGAAAGUGCAUAUUCAAAAUUGUAUCAGUUUCUGAUCGAUGAAUUAAUUUUGUUACAUCUGUGCUAAGUUGGAAUUUGCUGUGUUCCUUUAUACAUGGUGUUUACUGAGGUUCGAGAGUCUCUUGACUCUGAAGAAUGUACACUCUCUGGUUUUGACAGCUAUUUCUGUAUUAUUAUCAUUAUACUCUUGUCAAAUAGAAAUGUUGCUUCUAGAAAAUUUGCCUCGGAGGCAAAUGUGGGGAAGGUGAAGCACUCACCAUAAUUCCCUAAAUUCAUGUUAGAACAUUUCUUGCUAUGGUUAAAAAUGCUGCUUCCUUUGACCUUUAUGAAUUUCUGUACCUUUGUCAUUCUGUUAUUUGCUGCUAAUUAUAUUUUAAUGUCUCCUAAUUAAAAAUUAAAAUUUGGUUGUUGGCUAAAUACAAUAUGCAAAAGAUGAUGGCAGGUCCCCGGCUAAAGAAGAUUAAUGUGUUCAGUUUUCACUGGUUAAGUGAAUUAUAAUUUUAAAUACCCCAUUCUUAUUUUUGGCUUUAUGAUAAUUCAGACUAUUUUAUUUUGAACCUGUUUUCCACUCUGGCAAAGAAAGAUAGGCAGAACUAUUAAACUGUUCCAUAUACAUUAUGGAAUAGAUAUAGCUUGAGAGAUAAAUGACCUAAGUUUUCCUUCCAGAGAGAUUCUUCCAUUUUCUCUCAUUACAAAACCAGAAGAUCAGCUAUGUGGGGCCAUCAGCUUCCAGCCUAAGGUCCUAUAACCCGAAGCUUGAAGGCAAUCAGUACCUCUGCUUUUCAAAGGUAAAUGCAUUCAUUUUCUUUGAUUCAGUUAUAAGCAAGUAUAUAUUUUCAUAAUAUUCUUGACAUUACCUGAGAAAUAAUAUUUCAUGCUAAAUCUUUUACUGCCACUUUUCUCAUUCAUUUGGUUUAUCUUUUCAAUUUAAUGAGAAAAAUUAAUAAAGGUUUUGAUUGCACUAUUUUAUUAACCUAGAAAUUUAUUUUCUUUCAAAGUUUAAUACUUAAAAUGCAUAAAAUAAUGGUAAGAUAAACACCAUCUAUUAAGUUUAUCUGGGCCUUAAAGAUUGCAUACAUUAAAGCAUAAGUAAGUAUACUGUUUCAAAUUCAGUCAAGUUGGGAAAAAUCUACAUGUAAUGUACUUUUACCCAAAAUUUAGGUCAUGAGAUUGGUCAUUUCCAAAGCAACACAGACUUGUACCUGUAUCAGCAACGUUUACCAUGCUCAUAAUCAAAGAUGUGUGCUAGUUUGGAAUGAGCUACUACGCUCAUUGUAUCAGUGUCCAAAAUAAUGAAGAUUUAUCUGUCACUGUGCCACCAAGAGUCCAACUCAGUGGCUACUUUGAGAAAGAACAUGGUGCACUAUUUGCUUCACACUCAAGAAGUUAAUACGGAACCUUAAAAAUUGGAACAGAAACUAAAACAAAUUAAAAAGAUCUUUCAGAGAUUUUAACCUUAUAUUUUGUCUCUGCAACUAUAACUUUGUAAAUAACCAUAACUAUGAAUAUGAAUAAAGAUUUAAAAAUAAGUUAUCAGACAUUCUCAACCUUGUUUCCAAGGUUAUGUAAUGUUUAUCAUAAGAGAGAAUCCUAAAAUAUUAAAAUUGCUUACUUGAAUUUAAGUUGAAUGCUUUUGUUCUUUCUUAAAGACUUAUAAAUUGCUUGCAAUAAAAUAAUGCAAAUGAAAACACAUGAGGGUAAAAUAAUAAAAUAAGAUAAAAAUUAUUUAAAGCAGAAGCCGCUAGUCGGAGUUAGCAAAUAAGCUUAGUGGAGUUCAUGAACCCACUGGAAUUCCAUGUAUAUUUUUGCAUAUCUGUUUUAUGGAGGUGGUCCUUCAUACAGCCAGUCAAUUCAUUGAUUCUGAGUGAUUUGAUUAUGAUUUGCUGGCCUAAAAGAAGAAUGUUUAGAUUAUUUUGAGCAUCUAAGAAAACCUGAUAGUUAUAAUUUUGAACUGGUUUGCCUUAAAGUUCUUGAAUAUAAUUUAGGAAGGUAUGUUAAGACACACGUGUGGGUGUGUGCGGGGUGGGGGGGUACAAAAAAACACAUUUUUAAGUUCAGAAAGAAAGCCAUAGCAAUUUGUUAUAAACAGCAUGGACUAAUGAUACAGGAUGAUGCUGGUUGAAUUUUCAAGACUAGCAAUGUAACUUUGCAAUGGAUACGUAGAUGCCAUUCAAAUAAGUGGUUCUGUUAUUUAUCCUAUAUUUUUUUAAAGUAAAAAAUAUUAAACAUAACUUAGUUUGUAUAAGAAAAAUAAUUGCAGGAGGUAAAUGUAACCUGUCUGAGAUAACACAUAAAACUCUGAUGAUUGUAUUUUGGAGUUAAGACUAUGAAGCUAAAAAAUAUGUGUGCACAUAAUUUCAAAUAUUAGGCCCAAGUAAUUUUAUUUUCAGAACUGCUUAUUAAUUAUGGGAGCACUCAGUGUUUCAGGAAGUGUUAAGACUUCAGGGUUUCAGCAAUGAAAUUGAUAAGGCUCUUCCCAGAUCUAGGAAGAGAUAGACAAUAAACAUUCAAAAGCAAGAACAUAAGAUACUGGUAAAUUCUAAGAAGAAAACCCAAUAGGAUGAUAUACAGGGGUAUGACUAGGAGGUCAGAGGAGGCUGCUCUGAGGAGGUGGCAUUAUGCAAAUCUGAAUGAUAGGAAGCCUGGCAAGAGAUCUGGGAGCAGAGCCUUCCAGGGAAAAGGAAGGACUUGUGCAAAACCCCAGAGGCGAAGUCCAUCUAGGCUUGCUCAAGGACUAGAAAGAGGACAAGAGCAUUAAGUGUGGGGAGAGUGGCGAGAGGCAAGAUCAUCAGGCAAGGGCGCCUCAGACAAGACCACGCCAAGGGGAGAGUACAGGGCAGAGCAGGACUGUGUGGAAAUUCCAACAUGAAUGACUUCCAAAAUCAGGACACAGGCUCUCUCCCCAGCCUGACCUCUUCUGGUGCUUAACUAACUUGUUAGCAAAACUCCUUGGGGCACAGCACUGAGUCUUCCGGCCAGGCUGCCCCUUUUUAUUGACAUGGCAGGGAUACAGGAGGCACGAGAGACUGUAACUUUCUAGAGUUAGAAUGCCUCUAGUAACUCUAGAGACAUUUUAGUGCUAAUUUACAAUUGAUCUGGCAAAGAAAGGUAGGCAGAACUAUUAAAGUGUUCAAUUUCCUUCCAGAGAGAUUCUUCCAUUUUCUCUCAUUACAAAACCAGAAGAUCAGCUAUGUGGGGCCAUCAGCUCCCAGCCUAAGGUCCUGUAACCCAAAGCUUGAAGGCAAUCAGUACCUUUGCUUUACAGUUGAUCACUUUGAGGAGCCAAAGGAAAGAGUGAAAGAUUAGGACCGCUUUGAGUGGAGAUGGCACUGAACUCGUUGUAAUAACUACAAAUGCAAUUUAAAAUAAAAGCAUGAGUAUAUAAAUUGAAAGGGCAGGUGGACAGAAAGAAGAGACUGACUCCUAGACAGGUGCUGAGAAAGCAGUGUAAUUAAAAAGUUAAGGAAGGGAAAGGAGCUACAACAUAUACACCACACACACACACACACACACACACACACACACAUAUUAUCAGACAUUCAAAAAAUUAGAUCUUAGACUCCACAAUACAAACCCCAGAGGACAAUGGAUUACAGUGUUGUCAGGGGAGAAAUAUUGUGAUAAAAUCAUUGCAUACUUAGUUAUGUUUUCAUUGUUAAAGAAAUAGACCAUUUUGAGGUAGUUAAA
This is a messenger RNA of Nomascus leucogenys (northern white-cheeked gibbon), 5952 nucleotides long. It is a transcript of the gene VSTM2A, whose product is annotated as V-set and transmembrane domain containing 2A. The transcript is spliced from 5 exons. Bases 673 to 1395 code for a protein of 240 amino acids. Lineage: Eukaryota; Metazoa; Chordata; Mammalia; Primates; Hylobatidae. The record is from RefSeq and is a predicted model, not a curated record.